Carassius gibelio (silver crucian carp) is the source of this 1134-nucleotide messenger RNA. Its product is annotated as ornithine decarboxylase antizyme 1-like. Gene Ontology annotation, molecular function: ornithine decarboxylase inhibitor activity. Gene Ontology annotation, biological process: positive regulation of protein catabolic process. Gene Ontology annotation, cellular component: cytoplasm; nucleus. The record is from RefSeq and is a predicted model, not a curated record. Lineage: Eukaryota; Metazoa; Chordata; Actinopteri; Cypriniformes; Cyprinidae.
CGGCCAUUAACACUUUAAGUCGGAGCACGGACAGAAAAGAAUCAGGCCUUGACGUUGGCCGGAUGGUUAAAUCCAACCUCCAGACGAUCCUGAAUAGCCACUGUUUUGUCAGAGAAAAAGAGAGUAAUAUAUCCAAGAUGCCAGUGAUCGAAAUGACCCGUAAUAAACCCGAGAGUGAAAGUUCCCAUCGCUGCAGUAACCCGUGUCCGGGGCCUCUGUGGUGUUCCGAUGUCCCUCUCCCACCCCUGAAGAUCCCAGGUGGGCGAGGGAAUGAUCAGCGGGAUCACAGUCUUUCAGCUAAGCUAUUCUAUUCUGAUGCUCAGUUACUGGUUCUUGAGGAAGCCCCUCAGCUGAACAGCCGUGUACGUUUUUUGCUCUUUGAGCGGCACUGCUCUGUGAGCAAGCACUUAGUCUGGAGGGGGGCACUGAAAGGGGGAAACCUUUACAUUGAAAUCCCCACUGGUGUCCUCCCGGAAGGCAGCAAAGAUAGUUUUUCACUCUUGCUGGAGUUUGCAGAGGAGAAGUUACAGGUUGAUCACGUUUUCAUCUGCUUCCAUAAGAGCCGAGAUGACAGAGCAUCUCUGCUGCGGACGUUCAGUUUCAUGGGCUUUGAGAUUGUGAGACCGGGUCAUCCCCUUGUCCCAACCCGCCUCGACGCUUUCUUCAUGGCUUACAGUAUCGAAAGAGACUCCGACAGUGACGAAUAAUGCUUUUCAAUCACAUCUUGCUUCUAAUUAUUAUGCUGUAUAUCACUAAACAUGGUCACCAUUAAAAGAAACACAGGAUGAAUGUCAAUAGUUUUUUUCGUAUUUGCACUAGUGUAAACCCAAUUUCCACAGUGACCAUUAGUUUUUAAGCUAUUACCACUGGGCUUACCUUCCAGUGUAAUUGGAUUCUUUGCUGGUUCCCCUUCAACCAUUCCCACACUGACCAUUUGUAGUCCAUAAUAUUUAUAGCGAAGAUCCCUCAAACAACAACGUUUGUAGAAUCAUGGUUUUCAUUGUUGAUCUGUUUUCUUUUUACAGUUGUUUUCUUAAUGUGUGCAUGAAUUGGAGUUUUUAGUUGUGACCUCAAUAGGAUCUGUCUGCAUGUACAACAGUGUGCAGAAUAAAAAUGCUCACCCUAUACCACUAA